CUAAAAUGGUGGAAGGAGAUUAGAUAUCAUCACUAGGAGAACAAAUAAAGAUGGGGGGUAAAUAAACAAAAUAAACUGCAAAGUACAUCCAAAGACUUAGGACAAAGGCCCCAGUGGAAACAGAUUAAAAUAUCAAAAUGGCAACAAAAGCGACAAACACAACAGAGGAGCCCUUAGCUGACCUCCUGAAUAGGUUUGAAGUUGCAAAUGUCAGGGACACGCAUGACUUAAGUGGAGGACAUUUAAAUGAGAGUAAUAUGUUAAAACAUGCUGAGAUCUCUAAUAGAAAGCCAUGGGAAAGUUCCCAGAAACCACACAUCAAUAUGAGAGAAGCCGGGAAACUUCAACAUGGUGGCAAGAAAAAUAAUGAGAGCCAAAAGACAAUGCUUGAUACAUUGAUAAACUUUAGCAUGGGAACAGCCGGAACACUAGAAAGUCCUACGAAAGUUCCAGAAAUGCCAAAUCCAAUAAAAUUCAUGCAGCCAGAUCUAACCUACAAAUUAGAACCAAUCGACAAUAAAUCAAAACCCAAGUCAAGACAAAAAUCGCCAGUUAAUACAUUACACACAGAAACAAUACCACGUGCAGCUGAUCAAAAACAUGAGAAAUCACUCCAACAAGAAACAAUGAAAAAUCCCAGAUUAUUAGAUCAAACUUUUAUACAGGAGCUAACAAUACCUGACCUCAUGUUACCUAAAAGUAAAUAUCAUGAUAGCGAUUACAUAGAUUCUGGAAGAGACUCUCCAAAGCAUGUGUUUGUGCCAAAUCAUUUGACUGCCAUUACUAAGAAGGAUCAGCAUCGACAAAUUAAAGAUUUUGAGCAGACUAUUGUGAGGAAACAUGAAACAAUGGAGCAGAAUGUACUUUCAGGGGUGAAAGCUGUUGAACAUCUAGAGAGGAAGCUAAGAGAGGACUUGGACACAUUGGAGUAUGAUGGCUAUGGACCUAACUUCCACAGGCUUCAAGUGUACAGUAAUGUAUAUGAGGACCUCAUUGCAGAUUCUCCCACACUGUCAUACAUCCUCAAAACUAUCAAGGCUGAGUAUGACAACUACAUAUCUUCACUCCUGGAUAGUCAAGCCCCCCAACAUUCCAUUCUGAAUGAACAGGUUGAACAAUUGCAAGCCAGGGGCACAUCCAAGCCAGAGUUAUUGAAUCGAGAACAAGAACGUCUGAAAAAACUUGAGAGCAGGGCCAAAGAGCUCUUGGAUCAGAGUGAUAAGCUGCAUGCUGACAUAGAAGAGGCAAAUGAACUCCUAGCAGAAGCUGAGGCUAUAGAACCACCAAAGAGAAGCACUCUUUACCAUGAGGAAACAAAACUUGACCCAUCUGACCAGGUAGAAGAACUACAUACAGCUAUCCUUGAGAAACUGGACCAGAUGAAGGUGAUCAGAGAUGGUCUGCAUGAGAAAUAUGUCCCCCUGUCUGUUUGUGGUCACCUGGAGCAGUGUAUAAAAGAGUCUGAUAUUGAAGUUCAGAAAUUGCUGAAACAGAAUGAGUUCUUUGAAAAGGGCAAUAAUGAAUUAGAGGGUGACCUGAAGGAAGCUAUUCAGGGUGCUGAACUAUCAGAGAGAGAACACAGGAAAGUGAAUCGUAGAAUCGAUGGAGUGAUGUCAUUGGACAGUAGCAGGUCUACUGCAUCUUCAGUGAGAAGUGUGAAAAGCAAAGUAGCGGGAACUGCACAGGGGGAAACAGGAGAUGUAGCCCCACAUCUCUCUGAGGGAGAAGAUGAACCAGUUAAUGAAGAUGAAAGCGACGAUGAUGAUGAUGAUAAAUGGGAAUUUUAUAUAUCAUAGACUGUGGUCUUUCAAGAUUUAAGAUGUUUUUGAUGAUUCUUAAUAUCCAAUGCUGUCCAAAUCAUAGGCUAUAGGAAAAACAAAAAGCAAAAAAAAAAUUUGAAGACAUUAUUAUCAUAACUUCCACGCAGUACCAAAAACAGCGUCAUAAAAACAUUGAACAAUAGUGAUAAUUGCAUACUUCUUUAUUUUUUAUUGCAAAUAAUACAUACUUUAUGUCGCAUUUAUUUAUUUAUUUAUGUAUGCCAUAUAUGUACGAUAACAGCUAAAAUAUACAGUUUGUGUCAAUUUGAAAUAUGAACACAUUUGUUCUGUGGCAUUUUUCUUGUAAAUGUGGACCCAAUUUCUAACUAUCAUUAUAAUUCCCCAUUGUAUAACCAUAGGUUUAUUUCAAACCUUUGUAACCCCUUCCCCUACACCUCACCUCCUGGGAGUGAAAGAGAAAGUGGAAUAGGGGGAGGGAAGGGGGUCUUAAGACUUGAUCCAAACUAGUGUUACCAUGGACUCACUUAAAGCCUUUGGUAUAACUGUCAUGAAUUUGCUUUCCUCCAUGUAGUUUCAUGAAAAAGAGAUCAAAUAAUAUCUAAUACAUAUGUAUGUUGUAUAAAGCUCAACACUGCAGUAUAAUAAUGUUUUCAGUUGAUAUUCAAAAUUGCUGAACUUAAUGGAUUAACCCCAGUAGGACUUGCAGAUUUAUCCAAAGAAUGUAGUGUCCAUAAAAAAGAAAUGCUAAUAUUCUAUUUUUUUACUUUGUUUAACACUGGUAUACAAGCAUUCAUUUGAUGAACAUGUAUAGUACUACACAUGUUUGAAUUGUAUGAUUUUAAAAUAAUAAAACAAUUUUUAGGCAACAAUACAAUCCUAGCAGGGUUAAAACCAAAUAAUGCAAAAGGGUUACACAUAAUGGUAUAGGCAGUGAACAGUUCCAAAAUAUUACACCUUUUGGUAAUUAUUUUAUGGACGUAUUGUUAUGAAAGUGUUGUAGUGACAUUCUGUCUUUCUUCAUUACAUUUGUAAACUAAUCAAAGAAAGUGCCUUAGGCAUGCCCAUGGGCGUUAUAAUGACAAGCUUCCAUUCAGUAAUUACCAGUAUGGACAUCAAUUUUUGUCAUGCGAUUUACAAUACUAUAUUAACCUUUCUCCCUUGAAAUUGAUCUCCCUCAAAAUGACUAAUCUCCCUAAUAUGUAUUUCAGUAAUUAUUACAAAUUCUGGUCACUGAUGUUCAGUACAUAACUUCAAGUAAAUUUUAUUUUUCGAUAAGCACCUUAUGAAUAAUGGUAGACUGUAUAUUUACAGUAAAACCUGUCUAUGUGAGUCCCUGUCCUCUUAAAAGCAAACACCUCAAAUUGGGAUCACAUCUUUGAGUACCCAUUUUGCUUCCCUAAUAUUAACACUAAUAUGAAUAUUUCAGUCAAUCUCAUAUACACAGUUUUUACUGCUUUUUUCUGAAGUACAUGUAUUACAUUGUAACCCUGGUUAUAAUUUUGGCAGCACAAUAUUUCCCACAUACAUUUAGCGCAAGGCAUUUCAAUGGUAAAGUUGAACCUUUUGUUAAAAUACCAUACCAUUCCAUUCUACAAGACAUACAGUGCCUAAAAGUACAAUUAAGCAACCUUGUCUGGAUGUACAGCUGUAUCAAAUGCUAGUUUGUAAAUUGGUUUAAUUUGGCCAAUUUGUCCUUUUGUGAAAAUAUAUCAAAAUACCAUAGGAUAACAUGGUACACGAGUAUUGGCGAAGAUCUGAAUUGGCAAUCUCAUACAGAAUUGGUGGAUCAGUAAAUUAAAGCAAUAUACAUAGCUGUUAAAUGCCAUGGAUUUAAUGACAAUAAAAUAAUGGAAAACAUAAAGGGGGUGAAAAUGUACUCUAUAAUCUUCUUCAAUAAAUUCUUAUUUAUUAUUUACAAUUUUUUUUACUUAUUGAAUGCUUUUUUCCAUGUACCAACAAAUAACACAACAAAUAACAACAAGAACAAAAAACAUUCGAUAGGCCCUCAAUGAUUCAAGACAGAUUUUCGUGCUGGUGAUCUAAAACUUGAUUUUACUCUUUCCCAACACCAUAACACUAUCAAUACAGCAUGUAUAGGCAGACGUUUUUCCAAUUUGUGAGUCCAACUAUGAUAAUUGGUAAAUCGAUGUAGCUUUGGAUAAGCUUUA
Molecule: messenger RNA, 3949 nt
Organism: Owenia fusiformis
Lineage: Eukaryota; Metazoa; Annelida; Polychaeta; Sabellida; Oweniidae
Source: the annotation of a GenBank genome assembly